GGCGGGCGGCAGCGGGACGCGAGGCGCGCGCAGGCAGCCGGCGAGCCGGGAGGGCGCCGCCGCCUGCCGCGCCGGGCAGCAUGGAGGCGGCGGAUGAGGAGAAGGCGGGCAACGGCCGCGCCGAGGGGCCGGCGGCGGCGGAGCAGCGGGGCGGCGGGGGUCGGCUGCGGGGCUGCUGGGGCUUCCUGCGGCGCAACGCGCUGGUGGUGCUGACGGUGUCGGGGGUGGUGGCCGGCGUGGCGCUGGGCGCCGCCGUGCGCGGUGCGGUGCUGAGCCCGGCGCAGGUGGCCUACCUGGCCUUCCCGGGGGAGCUGCUGCUGCGGAUGCUGCGGAUGGUGAUCCUGCCGCUGGUGGUCUGCAGCCUGGUGUCGGGAGCCGCCAGCCUGGACACCCGCUCGCUCGGCCGCCUGGGAGGCAUCGCCCUCGGCUAUUUCCUAGGCACCACGCUGCUGGCCUCCGGCCUCGCCGUCGCCCUCGGCUUCAUCGUCCGCCCCGGCGCCGGCGCCUCCGCCCUCAACGCUCCCGGCCUGGGGCUACCGGGCGGCGUGCCCACCAGCAAGGAGACGGUGGACUCCUUCCUCGACCUCGUCAGAAACCUGUUUCCUGCAAAUCUUGUUGCUGCAGCUUUCCGAACGUAUGCGACAGAAUACAAGAUGCUGCUCAGAAACACUACCUCUGGAAAUGUCACGUGGGAGAAGAUCCCUGUUGGUACUGAGAUUGAAGGGAUGAAUAUCCUGGGACUGGUGCUGUUCGCUCUGGUUUUAGGAGUGGCGUUGAAAAAGCUCGGUCAGGAAGGGGAAGAUCUGAUUCGCUUCUUUAAUUCAUUCAAUGAGGCAACUAUGGUCUUGGUUUCCUGGAUUAUGUGGUAUGUACCUAUUGGCAUUAUGUUCCUUGUUGGGAGCAAGAUUGUGGAAAUGGAAGAUAUUGUCCUUCUGGUGACCAGUCUGGGAAAAUACAUCUUUGCCUCUAUCCUGGGCCACUUCAUCCAUGGAGGAAUCAUUCUGCCACUUAUUUAUUUUGCAUCCACACGCCAAAAUCCAUAUCGUUUUCUCUUAGGACUUAUCACACCACUUGCCACUGCUUUUGCCACUUGCUCCAGCUCAGCCACUCUCCCGUCAAUGAUCAAGUGUAUUGAGGAGAACAAUGGAGUCGACAAGAGGAUCAGCAGGUUUAUCCUUCCUAUCGGGGCGACUGUAAACAUGGAUGGAGCUGCUAUUUUUCAGUGCAUGGCAGCUGUGUUUAUCGCUCAACUGAACAAUGUUGACCUCAACCCUGGGCAAAUCUUCACAAUUCUUGUGACAGCUACCGCAUCCAGUGUGGGUGCAGCUGGGGUCCCAGCCGGAGGAGUCCUCACCAUCGCUAUCAUCUUGGAGGCCAUUGGACUUCCAACCAACGAUCUGUCCUUGAUAUUAGCGGUGGACUGGAUUGUGGACCGAACCACCACAGUUGUGAAUGUGGAAGGGGAUGCCCUAGGAGCGGGCAUCCUUAAUUACCUGAAUGAAAAAGAAAAGAAAGACAAAGAGCAGGAGCUGAAGGAAGUCAAAGUAGAAGCAGUUGCUAACAGCAAGUCUGAAGGGGAAACAUCACCUUUGGUAACCCACAAAAACCAGGUUUCCAACACAACCAGUACAGCAGAUCCUGAAUCCAAGGAAUCAGUACUGUGAACUAGAGUCCAUUCAUCAACACACGUCCUAGAGGUGGACCGGGGACUUGUUAACGCACCUAGACGUUUGCAGUGCUAACAAGGGCUGGAUGGCUCUUGAAAGUUUUCCGUUCCAGUCUGUUUUGAAAUACGCUGGCCUGGGGCAGGGGAGGGAGGUGGAGUGGGCAGAGAAGGGGUGUUGAGAAAGAACACUCGCUUUAUAGUAGCAUUUUAAUAAUUCAUAUAUAUACAUGCUUAUGUGUUGCACGUGCACACACAUAUACAUGUAUGUGAAAACAAUGCCAUUGAGACUUCUGGUUUAACAGGACUUCUGUUAGUAAAGGUUCAUAUGGGUUGGAGAUGAGGAAGUAGACAAACCCAGUAUGUGCGUAUUGUAGGGAAAAAUUAGUAAGCUUGUUGUGCUGCCGUUCAAAUGGACAUGCAGUCUAGAAACUCCAGAGUGGGUGAAAAUGUUGCUUAAAUUUAGUUUCUGUCCUGGAAACGCUUACCGACAAUUACAGACACAAUAUGAAGCAACAUUUUUCUCCCACUCCCCUUCCUCUCCUGUUCUCUGAUCCCUUACAAAUGUUAAAUAUAUCCUGAAAACUAGCUUUUUCUUUUUUUUUUUUAUUUUUUGUUUCAUAUCUGAAUUAAUAGAUUUUAGGGGUCCACCCCUUGUUCCAUUCCCCCACUACACUGCAGCUCAUAGCAGCUUUCCUACCUUUUGGUGAGUAACUCCCAAACUUUGGGACCAAACAUAGAAGAUCUUUGUGCAGAUCAAGGACUGGUUUUCUUCUUUCCUCUAACCAAGCUGUUAAGGAAAAAUCCAGAGGAAACACAAAUUUUGUUAAAGUAAUCCCUUUGGGGCUGAAAAAAAUGUAGAGUCUGUUCCAGCAUAAAUACAUCUGAAAGAGGCUUGCCUGUGACAACAUCAAGAAAUCAAGAAGUCAGUUCCCUUCAUGAAAACACGCAUGCUCCUUUGCUAGCACGCCAUGUCCUGCUCAUGUUUAUUUAAUGGGUCAGUCCAAACAAGUUAAGUCAUAUCUCUCUUCCAGCAAAAUUGAACAGGGGAGGAAAAAAUCUGAACACACAUCAUGUGGGAACUGACGGCAGGCAAGUCUGAGUGUUGGUUUGAAAGGGGAAGAGAAGAGUUGAGUUUAUAACCCUGUGUAGUUCAGUGAUCUCUGUGUGUUGGGACAGCUGCAUACCUGUUCCUGCUAGGAGUUUGGUCCUACUAUAAACGUCCUUCUGGCAGCAGCUUACAUUUAGUAAUUCUGGGUGGUGCUGGGCCUGGGUAAUGCUUACUGGCAGAUGGUAACCUUUGCUUGAGGCUGAGCCAAAUGCUUCUGGAUUCUGACUCUACCUUUCUUCCUUUACAACAUACUUCCUGAAUUUGCACCCCAAACCUGAACAAAGUCCGGCAAACUCAUUGCAAAGAUCCUGUUGACUUAUCUUGGCUUUUUGGACAGCAAAUAAUUACAAAAUUAUGGCUGUGCAUAUGCCAAGAUUUGCCUGGACUUGUGACGUUUUCCCUUGGCUACUUUAGCAAGAUGAUUGCAUAUGGUCAGUCUCCACACUUUUAAUUCAGCAAUAUAUAUUUACACUUAGCUUUGAUAUAAAGUAAUGCUAAGUCUCCCUUUUUCUUUCUCCUCUCUUGCUUCAGAGGAAGCUAUCUUGGAAAGAUAUCCAGUUGCUGAUGUGUAUGUUCACGGCACUAGGAAGAGGCAGCUCCAAUUUCAUAGCAGCAGCAGCCUUCAUUUGCAAAGCAUCCUUCCUGGUGAAGGGACACAAUGAGUUUUGCAAAAAGCGCUCAGAAUGAGAUGUGGCUACCUCUGAGGGAAAACACAGUGAGUGCGUCAUUACUGGCUGUUUAACCGUGUGCAGCAGAGCUAUGCAAACAAUCAAAGUAGGAAAGCAUUAGUCAGCCCACUGAGAAACUGCAGGUGGAGUUUCUUUUUAACCAGUUUAUUUAUAACCAUGUCCACAAAAUUUGGUCAUUCCUUGGCUUGUCUUCAAAAUGGAAGGAGACAAACACAAUUCUCUAGGGACAUCCUUUGCCCUGUAUUUAUUACUUCAUUUUUAGCAGAUCAAGACCCACUGAAACUUUGCGUUUCCUCCCAUUAGAAUCAUCCCAACUCCUUUCAACUCAGGAAGCCAAAAGCGCACUUUGUAGCUGACAAUGAAAGUCAACAAAUAAGAGGUGUUUUGAAAAAUGUUAGAGGUUUGAAAAAAUGGUUCUCAACAAAACCUUUUUUCUUUUUUUAAACAAGUGUAAGUAUUUCUUUGGAAAAUCUGAAUGCACCAGAACCCCAAAUACUUUGAUUUUGAAGCAGUUAUAUGGAUGUCUCAAGGAAGCUGAAAAUCAUGACUGUUCCCUGUGGGCUGGGUUCUGUAGUUGCAUUUUAUCCUCCAUCAGACAUUUGGCCCCCCUGGUGCUCUUCUUCACCAUGACACAUGCAGCUGGGAUCAGGACAUGAGAGCAGGCAGCAUUCAAAUGACAAUUCCCAUGAACCAUCACAGCAACCACAGGUAAAAGUUCUCACCUGGGCAAGUCCAAAGGCUGGGCUUCCUUGCAGGCAGCACCUUGCCAUUGUAUUGAUCUUUCUUCCCUGUGGUGCUGCAGCUUGAAUGCACCCUGUCCUUGUAGCAGUGUGCCAUAGGCUGUGGCACAUUCUUUCUGACAGUAGAUCCCAGGAAAUCAUAGAAUCAUAGAAUGGUUUGGGUUGGAAGGCACCUUAAAGAUCAUCUAGUUCUAACCCCCCUGCCAUGGGCAGGGACACCUUCCACUAGAUCAGGUUGCUCAAAGCCCCAUCCAACCUGGCCUUGAACACUUCCAGGGAUGGGGCAUCCACAACCUCUCUGGGCAACCUGUUCCAGUGCCUCACCACCCUCACAGUAAAGAAUUCCUUCCUAAUACCUAAUCUAAAUCUACCCUCUUUCAGUUUAAAACUGUUACCACUUGACCUAUCACUACACUCCCUGUUAAAGCAUUGCCCCAAACUUUCCUGUAGGCCCCCUUUAAGUGCUGGAAGGCUGCUAUAAAGUCUCCCCAGAGCCUUCUCUUCUCCAGGCUGAACAGCCCCAACUCUCUCAGCCUGUCUUCAUAGGAGAGGUGCUCCAGCCCCCUGAUCAUCUUCAUGGCCCCCCUCUGGACCCGCUGGAGCAGGUCCAUGUCUUUCUUAUGUUGGGGGCCCCAGAGCUGAAUGCAGUACCCUAGGUGGGGUCUCAUGAGAGUGGAGUAGAGGGGCAGAAACACCUCCCUCGACGCUGGUCACACUUCUUUUGAUGCAGCCCAGAAUGCGACUGGCUUUCUGGGCUGCGAGUGCCCAUUGCUGGCUCAUGUUCAGUUUUUCAUCCACUAAUUCCCCCAAGUCCUUCUCCUCAGGCCUGCUCUCAAUCCACUCAUCGCCCAGCCUGUAUUUGUGCUUGGGAUUGCCCUGACCUACGUGCAGGACCUUGCACUUGGCCUUGUUGAACUUCAUGAAGUUCAGCCCACCUCUCAAGCCUGUCAAGGUCCCUGUGGAUGGCAUCCCUUCCCUCCAGGAAAUGGUAAAUUAAAGCCAAUACCUCAGAGUCUUCUUACUAUUUUCCAAUAGCAAUGCGGAAGCUCAGAGUCUUUGCUAAAGAACUCCUCUCCCAGUCCCCACUAGUGGAUUGCCACAUUUUGCAUCAAUGUGAAUGUCUAGUCCCAUAUAAAGCUUGUUAGAGCAGUCAAAUUUAAGGUGGUCAAAUCAUUCUCGUAGCAGGAAUUUAACCAAGGAAAUCUAACACUCCCUCUCCUGGAAACAGGUGCCAUAGGGUUUAUAUGAACCAUGAGUAUUCGGGUCUUAACCUGCCAGAAAUCUGUAAUCUUACAGAAGCCCUACUUUAGACUUACAAAGGUGCCAGUUCUUUUGUUGUUCAUGCACAGCAAGAGGGAUCCCAGAGUUUUCCAUAGAAGCAGGAAUGCUGGGUAACUACUGCUUGUCAGAACAUCUUCUUCAUCUUUUCUCUAUCAUCUGUGUCAGAAAUGACAUUUCUUGUUUUUCCGUGAUGUUCCCAUUCCUCACGAUGGCCAUGCCGCAUCUUCUAGGGCUUUCCACCUGGAUUCAGAUUUUUUUUCUUAAGGUACAAAUGUAAAAGAUCCAAUAUUACGCUCUCUCAGACUGUAAAAAAUUUGGCACAUUCCAACAACUGCCCUUUUAACAACGUGAAUCCUGAUCGAAAGCACGAUGAGAUAGAAGACUUGCCAUUUGCUUCAAGUGGUCAAGGUCUUCAGGUAAGGCUACUGGGAGAAAAAUGAAAGGGCUGUUGGAGGAUGUGCAUUUUAGAUGCUGUCCUUGACCUUCAGUGCAAUGUGUUACACUGGGAGCUUCCUAUUUCAAGUCCCUGUGCAGCCUCACUCCAAGAGGCUGUGAGCUGAGAAGGUGCUCAGCAGCAGUGCAGGUGCAGCUGGUAGUACCUGCUCUGCUCUCACCCAGGCACUCCAUGAAUCUGCUGCUGGUGUAGUACUUAACUCCAGUGUUUCUUGAGUGGACAUAUGUUUAUGUUCUCCCAACAUGACUGUAAACUGGAAACCUUUAGUCAGUUGCUUUUUCUCUCAAGAGGAAAUAAAUUCUAUCUAGAAAACACUGUUUUUCUUUUUGGUUUUAGUCUUUUUUUGAAGGUACAAAUUCUCUUCUUAAGAAACCAGGCUACAAAUAGCUCACGUCCUACCUUCUAGUACCGCGAUUGCUUUUUGGGAGAAAGAUAUGGGAAUAUGGAAGAGAAGAGUCUGCAAGCCUUUGGCAUAUGCAACCGUGUUUUGUCUCUGAUGCCAUUUAUUCUUCCACUUUUACCUUCUCUUUUUUCAGUGAAGUUUCUUUGACUGUUUUGGACCAUGUUCUAUUUCUUCUUCUCCAGGAUUGGCUUUCCACUCCAUGCUUUAUCCGUCACUGCCUGAUCUCACCCCAUUUCCUGGAAUGCCCUGUGCUGUUUUUAUGUAUCAGUGGCUCAGGUAUAAAUGGGAGAGUGGACAAAGUUUUGAGGGCUCCAGCUGGUCCCUGGGAAAGUAGUUUGCAUUCUGCCUUGCUCAUGUCCUUAACUCACCAGAGGUUUGUGAGACAGUAAUUUAAAGAGUUGCUCUGAGUGUGCGGAGCAUUAUCUGUCUGUCAUCCUGAGAAAGGUGCUUAUUCCAUGCUGUGAGAUGUGGCUAUGGAUGCCUGAAAAGCUGUAGUGAGCGAUGAAGGAUGCUAGCACUUGGCUGCUAUUAGGAUAUUUUCAGUAAAGACCCAUUAUUCCCAGUAACUGAGCUUUAUCUCGGCUGGUGUGUUGGUAAUUGCACUACAAGAUUCAGUAAUUGCAAAGGACUUUAAACCCUUCUGGGGAUGUCUCUUGCAGUCAGGGUGUUUUUUGUGUUGAGAACAGACUAGGGCCAAACCCAGGUCUUCCCCUGCAGGGAUGUUACAAACAGGACCAUGUGCUUCGGAUAUAACAGAAAUGUGGAGUCAACCAAAGUACCAAAUGAGUUGGUGAAACAACUUCUGCUUUGUCUUUUCUGGGCAGCCCUGUUACUGCGUGUAGAGGCAAUGCCCUGAGCUGGAGGUGGUGAGAGGUUGAGGGGACAGUAUGAGGGCAGUAUGUGCUUGCUCUGUUCCUAUACUCUUCCCUGGGCAUUUGCUGUGGCCAGUGCCAGAGAUGCACAUGACAUAGUGUCACCAUUCUUAGACUUAUUCUCCUGUGCUUCCUCCGUAUUUUACAGCAGGAAUAAUAAAAACUGAGGCAUUUAGGCAGUUCCUCUUUCAGUCAAGUCAAGUGGCAGCUCAUAAUCACUCACUGUGAUGGACUCACAGACCUGCCUGUAAUGACUGAUGAACAGCACCAAAUUAGGCAGGUCACAUAAAUCCUCUGCCUGUGCUUUCUUUUCUGUAAAUUAAGUUUACAGAUACUUACCAGUCUCUCACAGGCAAUAGUGUGGAGGAUAGUAAGUCACAGUGUUUGGAAAGCACUCUUAAGACAUAGAGCAUUAAAUCUUAAGUAAUAAUGAACUUUUCAAAAAUCUGAAAGGAAUCAAAUAGUUAAAGUGUGCAUCAUGAAGUCAGAGUUGCAUUGUUCUAGAGUAUGAAUGACUGUGUGAUGGAAAGGAGAUCCAGCAUAUGCAUUUGCUGGACUAACUCAGGGGAAGCGGGGGAGCUAGUGCCAGUGUGAGUUGCAUUUCAAAAAGUGGAUGUGAUUUAGUCAAGGGAGACACAGUGCACUGUUACAUCUGCCUUCUUCCGUGUCCACCUGGCAUGCCAUGAAAGCUUAGGUUCAGGUAAAUGAACAGACUUCACCAUGGAUUCAACGUCUAAACUAGGAGUCUUGACAGGUUAGUUUCUGUCUCAUUGCAAUGGAAGAAGGAGCUUUUCAGCUAAAAGAACAAGUUGUCUUGUUGGCAGUAUGGGUGAAAAAGGUGGAGAAAAAGAAGGAAGAGCCAGAGGGUUGCAGGGGGAGCAUCACAGAAGACAGGGUAAGCAAGUGGAUAAAGAAGCUAAGACCUGAAGGAAGUAUCUUUUCCUUGGUGUUUUGAUACAGAUAGCAUCAAAAGACUGCAGGCAUUUGUCCAGCAUGUGGCAGAGACUGAUGCAAAUCCCUGCCCGCUGACUGGCCAGGAUUUGCAGGGAGAGGCAGACGCCAAGUGCUGAUGUUUCUGAAGCCCGUCGUCACUGAGCAACAAUGAAGCAUGCAGUGUGCCAGCAUGGAGCUCUGAUAAGCUGCUUCUGGCUGCUAACCAUGACCACAGAGAAAUAACAGUACAGUUCUGGAUCAGGGAUUGACCCACAUUCCUCCUUGCAGGAUAGCUAGGACAAACGCUCCUCAGAUAAAUGCAUGGUAGCCAUUAUUCUCUGAGGACAAAGAAGACCUUGUUAUCUAUGCGAGCAUAUUGAUGAAAGCCAUGUUCAUUUGCUGCUUCAGUUUCAGGGAGGAGGGAAAAGGGUAUGACAAAUGAUCUGAAACUUUUUCCAGACAUUGGGCAACACGUUGAGACAGUUGCCACUGAAUAUUUUAAGUCUGACAAGAAGUGAUCAAGAGCCUUAUUUGGCUUCUGUAGCUCUCUGUCUUGACAUCUAAGCACCGGCUUGGGGAGUUAAUGUUAACACAGUAUUCAUUCUCCGCAUGGGGUCUUUACAGACAUUUGUGACCAGCAGGCACCAUUUCACAGCUGCAGAAGUGAAUGCAUGCAGAAAAAGGUGAAAGAAUGCUUUCUCGAGUCACGCAACGAGUUGCCAAGCAGGCUAGGAGCAGAUCUCGAAUCCUGAAGCCGAGUUCAUUGUUAGCUAACAACUAUCACUUCACUAAAAAAAUUAUCAUCUGGGGGUUUAUAAAUAUAUUUGAGUAUUGAUACCAUAGUAGUAAUAGUAUGUUACUGCAGGAUGAUCACUUCUCUUUUUGGAGGAAUGGAAGGGGAAAAGUGUAGAUGUAGGAAAGUUAUCUUCCCUCUAGGAUGGAUUUUUUUAAUAGAAAAGGAAAAAGGAAAUCUCUUUCAUUCAAGAGUUCAUGGUAUGGUUACUUACUAAAUUCUAUCUGAGUGUCAGCAGAUAUAUCCUCAAGAGCUAUGAAAUCUCAUUUGGAUUUAACCAUUCAUCUCACUGCCAGCAGGAGGUGAGGACUGUGGACAUUCCAGCAGGCCAACUGCUCUUACUUGAAGUCCUGCUCAAGAAACAUUUAUACUUGUCUUUCUCAAGGCCACAGAUGCUGUUUGCAAGGCAAGCAGGCCUACCGACAGGGACCAGUGUGAGGAAAUAAAUUUUGAGUCAACCCUGUUGUAAUGUGAAGUUAAUGGUGUGGUUUUAAGCCACAGAGACCAAGAAAUUUGGUAUUUAGAUGUUCCUUAGGAUAGCUUUCGUUUGCUCCUUCUGGUAACAACACUGAGAAAGUAAUACCCUUGCUUUGCAAGCAUGUAGUUAAGUAACCGGAGCUAAACUGCAUAUGGCAUGUCAGUGCAACUUAAGUUAAUUGCAGUUACAUGUUGCAGAAAGAAAUUACCAGGGGAAAUCUUCUCUGAAGGAAACUGUUUACACAUGCCUGAAUCCCCCUGGAUUACAUUCCCACAGAAAGAAUUGUACUUAACUAUUAAAAAUACUCCAGAUAUUAACUGGUUUGGAUUGUAGCUUUUUUAAGAACCAGAAAGAAUGCCACAAAAUGGACAGGCUAGGGCCUUCAGUGGUGUGUAUUAAUGUAAUUUCCUGAGCUUUCAGUGGCCUGUGGACUUCUAAUGGAGAUGAUACCUCCUUAGCAGCAUAGGGGUUUGGUCUGGUCCUCUUAAGACGAUCAUGUUCAUUAAAGCAGCAGUAACGGAAGAUUUUUAAAAAUUGUUGGCUAUAACUAGAGGCAUUUUACGUGCUCACAGUAUUCUUAUGACAUGGUGCCUCCCACAAGAAAAAUGUGUUUUCUAGAUGGUCAGUGUUGAUGGAGAAGCUUCCUAAUUUUUUGAUCGGUUUUCCUUCUCUGUAUCUCUCUUGCAGAGUAUGCUGUGGUCCUUGGAGUCUCCCCAGACCCCAUCAGGACCAGGCUCCUACGGUACAUAGAUUAAACUUAAAGAUAUUCUAGUCCCAUGUGAGGACACAGACUGUCUUACAUUCUGUUAUGAGGGGAUGAAGAUGUAGCUUCAACUUUGGAGGAGGGGCUGGGCUGAAGAAAACCCUUCUUCAUUAAGGCAAUACCUUAACGACAUUUUACACUUAAGUCAAAUAAUUGUGACCAAGCUAGCCCAGCCCUGGCUGCCUCCCUGCUCUGCCCCACAAUAGAUGCUCUGUUGACAUCACUUCCCUGUAAUGUCUAGUGUGGAGGUAAUGUGUUUGCCAUCCCUGAAUAUUCCAAUCUUUUAAAAAUAUAGUCUUAUUUAGACUUUUUCUGUUACUACCCUGGCUACACUUUUGUAAGGUCAUCCACAAAGCACAUGCUGUAUGGGAUGGAGACCAUGCACAGCACUACUAAUAGCUGAGCAUACCUCUGCUAAUGGGAGAUGAGCCUUUUUUCCUGAAUUGCUUCUUGGUUAUAGCAAACUGAGACUGACUCACUCACGCUUUAUGAGGGUGAAGAUACUGAUUAGAUUUUGAUUAAUCCCUUUAGAUUCAGGGACAGCAGGACCACCCCUAAGACACAAGGUGUCUCCUUCUGUAGCAGAGGUAUGCAAUCUGCCUUAUUAUCCUUAAAGGUGCCUUGUCCUGCUUCCCUUCAGGACAAAUUCCAAGUUGCUGUUUGGCUUUUGAAUAUAACUAUGCACCAAAGGUGAGAGACUCCAUUAUCCCUGGAGACAGGAGGGAGAACAUGAUCUCCUGGUGUGGGACAAGGAAAGUGAGUUUCUUUUCUUUAUCCUGUAAGGUCUCUGUCAGCAAUCCUGCCUCUGAUGUGUGUAUGCGCAUGUGUGCUUUUACUUCUACAUGAGCACAAAUUGCUCUAAUUAGGAGGGAGGAUUCUUGUAUUUUUAUAUGCUAAGCCAUUUGAUUAAUUACUUUAAUAAAAUGACAGACAGAUGAACUCUGAAAUUCACUGCCAUCUGCUCCAGUACAAUCCAGUAUCACCGAUACAAAGGUAUCUGCCUUCAGAUAAAACCUAGUGCUUAGAGUAACCACUCUGUUAAGUAAGUACUUGUGCCAUGUGGUUGUGUUGAUCCUCGUGAACAUCUGUAACUGUUCCUCUUUUAAAGCUAUGGGUUUGAUCCAUGUGACUCUGUAUCAGCCUUUUUGUUAUCUACUAAGAACAGAUGUACAUGCACAUAUGCAAAAAAAGACCAUAUUGCUGUGUCUGGGGGUGUGUGACCCUGGGGUAGCUAUUACAGGUGUUUGUUGUGUUGUGUACCCUUCGGCGUAAAAACUCUCCCUGCCUGCCUGGGGAGAAAACAGUCCUGUGGCUCAGGUUGAGAUAGUUUGUUGUAUUAGGAGGGUGACACAAUAGGAUGCUCUCUCUCUUUUUCCCUUCUCUCAUGGAAAUGUAUAUUUGUUCUCUCUUUGUGUAGCUUCUCAAUCUGAAAUAAAAAUCACCCCAAAUAGAA
Messenger RNA from Harpia harpyja (harpy eagle), 11633 nucleotides. It is a transcript of the gene SLC1A4, whose product is annotated as solute carrier family 1 member 4. Gene Ontology annotation, molecular function: symporter activity; L-alanine transmembrane transporter activity; L-threonine transmembrane transporter activity. The transcript is spliced from 8 exons. NCBI's taxonomy places the organism in Eukaryota, Metazoa, Chordata, Aves, Accipitriformes, Accipitridae. Gene Ontology annotation, biological process: L-glutamate transmembrane transport; L-serine transport. Gene Ontology annotation, cellular component: plasma membrane. The coding region runs from base 81 to 1664 and encodes 527 amino acids. The record is from RefSeq and is a predicted model, not a curated record.